Apaloderma vittatum (bar-tailed trogon) is the source of this 1988-nucleotide messenger RNA. RefSeq names its product neuronal cell adhesion molecule-like. The annotation marks the transcript as partial. The transcript is spliced from 16 exons. Gene Ontology annotation, biological process: brain development; cell-cell adhesion. Gene Ontology annotation, molecular function: cell-cell adhesion mediator activity. The record is from RefSeq and is a predicted model, not a curated record. NCBI's taxonomy places the organism in Eukaryota, Metazoa, Chordata, Aves, Trogoniformes, Trogonidae.
UAAUUUACUCAUACAGCCUAAAAUCAUGAUGAUAAGGAGGAGCAUAUCUUCAAGCAAAGCUUCCUUGGUCCUCUUUCUGUGCCAAAUGAUUUCUGCACUGGAUGUACCUCUUGACUCAAAACUUCUAGAAGAAUUGUCGCAACCUCCUACGAUAACUCAGCAAUCUCCGAAAGAUUACAUUGUUGACCCUCGAGAGAAUAUUGUAAUACAGUGUGAAGCAAAAGGAAAGCCACCUCCUAGCUUCUCCUGGACACGCAAUGGAACUCAUUUUGAUAUAGAUAAGGAUGCACAAGUAACAAUGAAACCAAAUUCAGGGACCCUUGUCAUAAAUAUUAUGAAUGGUGGGAAGGCAGAAGCAUAUGAAGGAGUGUACCAGUGUACAGCACGGAAUGAACGAGGAGCAGCCAUUUCCAACAAUAUCGUUAUAAGGCCUUCUAGAUCCCCUUUGUGGACAAAAGAAAAACUAGAACCAAAUCAAGUUCGAGAAGGUGAUUCCCUAGUACUACACUGCAGACCUCCUGUUGGCUUACCACCACCUAUAAUAUUUUGGAUGGAUAACGCUUUCCAAAGACUGCCUCAAAGUGAAAGAGUUUCCCAAGGUCUGAAUGGAGACCUUUAUUUUUCUAACGUACAACCAGAAGACACCCGGGAGGACUAUAUCUGCUAUGCAAGAUUUAAUCAUACGCAAACUAUACAGCAGAAACAACCCAUUUCUGUAAAAGUCCUUUCAACUAAGCCAGUUACAGAGAGACAGCCAGUUCUUCUAACACCAACAGGCAGCACAAGUACCAAAGUGGAACUCAGAGGAAAUGUACUUUUGUUGGAGUGCAUUGCAGCAGGAUUACCCACACCAGUAAUUCGCUGGAUUAAAGAGGGUGGGGAACUGCCAGCAAACAGAACGUUUUUUGAAAACUUUAAGAAAACUCUCAAGAUUGUAGAUGUUUCUGAAGCUGACUCUGGGAACUACAAAUGUAUAGCAAGAAAUAUAUUAGGUUCUGUUCAUCAUGUCAUUUCAGUAACUGUGAAAGCUGCCCCAUACUGGAUAACAGCACCCAGAAACUUGGUCUUGUCCCCUGGGGAAGAUGGGACAUUGAUUUGCAGAGCUAACGGCAACCCGAAGCCUAAUAUAAGCUGGUUAGCAAAUGGCGUUCCCAUCGCAAUUGCUCCAGAAGAUCCUAGCAGAAAGGUUGAUGGUGAUACCAUUAUUUUCUCACAUGUGCAAGAAAGGUCAAGUGCUGUCUAUCAGUGCAAUGCUUCUAAUGAAUAUGGAUACCUGCUAGCAAAUGCAUUUGUGAAUGUUCUGGCCGAACCACCAAGAAUUCUAACUCCUCCUAACAAACUGUAUCAAGUCAUUGCAGAUAGUCCUGCAUUGCUACACUGUGCUUAUUUUGGUUCACCUAAGCCUGAAAUUGAAUGGUUUAAGGGAGUGAAAGGUAGCAUCUUACAUGGAAAUGAAUAUGUUUUCCAUGAUAAUGGAACCUUGGAAAUUCCGGUGGCUCAGAAGGACAGUAGUGGUACAUACACAUGUGUAGCAAGGAAUGAAUUAGGAAAGAUACAAAAUGAGGUGCAAUUGGAAGUUAAAGAUCCAACAAUGAUAAUUAAACAACCAGAAUACAAAGUGAUUCAGAGAUAUGGCCAAGUUUCAUUUGAGUGUAUAAUAAAACACGAUUCUACCUUAUUACCAACAGUUAUAUGGUUAAAGGACAAUGAUGAACUGCCAGAUGAUGAAAGGUUUCUAGUUGGUAAAGACAACUUGACCAUUAUGAAUGUAACUGAUAAAGAUGAUGGAACGUACACUUGCAUAGUUAAUACGACGCUCGACAGUGUUUCAGCAAGUGCUGUGCUUACUGUUGUUGCUGCUCCCCCAACUCCAGCUAUCAUUUACGCUCGGCCAAAUCCACCCUUUGACUUGGAAUUGACAGGUCAGCUAGAAAGAAGCAUUGAACUGUCAUGGAUACCAGGAGAUGAAAAUAACAGUCCCAUCACAA